Molecule: messenger RNA, 1260 nt
Organism: Amoebophrya sp. A25
Lineage: Eukaryota; Dinophyceae; Syndiniales; Amoebophryaceae
Source: the annotation of a GenBank genome assembly
AUCAGUACAACAAGCACGCAACAAAUUGCCGUAAUUUCUGGUGCAGGAUCUUCGGCAAACACUAGUAAUCCUCGCAUUGGGCAACCAGUGGUCAGCGCAGCCGCAGGCGCUCCCACUGGGGCGCCACCGUUGUCGAUUGCGCAAGCCGCGACAAGUCUGCAACUUGCACGGAAACUUCCGGCCGGCGCGCAUCGUGAGGCGGGUAUCACGCGCGAACACCGCGACGAGUGCAUCGCGUUGCUGGAGAAGUCUGGAUUUGGCAUACGCGAUGCGUUUGACCUGGAGAACGCCAUUUUUCACUAUGUCAGCCGCAAGCAAGACCGCAAACUCUACGACAAGUACGUGAGGGACAGUCGCGCGCGCAUACGCCAGCAGCCGCGCAUCCUCGACAUGCUUCGGAGGAGUGAGCUGGCGGUGGAACACCUUUUCUUACUUCCUGUAGAGUUCUUCCUGCCCGUAGAGGAACAAGAUAAACUUCUCCACGAACAAGAGAACAAGUCUUUCGUCAACGAAUCCUACGGAGAUGACAUGAAGGUACAGCUUAUCAAGAUAAUAUCUGUUAUUUUUGGUGCUAUUCUUUGGCUUCAAAGCUUGAUUUUGGACGCUUAUUGGAACCUAUCCUUCCACAAACGAAGGAGAACGUUCGAGCGACUAGGAAGUUGUGGUGGAAAAAAGAAAUCGAUGGUUUUUGAACAAAUACGCAUCACUGGAAUACUUCUCAUCUUCCGCAGCAACAAUCACCAUCACCAUUUACUUAUUCAAUUUUGAACUGAACAACAACAAUCAUGAACAAUUUACUUUUACAGGGAACGCUUAUCAAAGACGGCACAAAGUGUCCGAAGUGUGGCACCAUAGGGCGCAUUUACUCGAAAACGGUUCAGCGUGGAUGGCAUAAUGACCAUGGCGACCCUGUCACUAGUUAUCGCUGCGAUGCUUGUGAUUACCGCUGGCGGGAAGGAGCGGACUGAUAUGCCCUUAACGUCGGAGUUGGACGACGCUCGAUCCCCUUAACGUCUAUGUCGCUCUCCUCAUCUCGUUCUCGCUUCCCGUUCCCAAUUAAGUAGCAUCGCGGUAAUUCAUUCGCUUUCCCUGGACUUCUUGACGGUACUAAGCAUACCCCUAAUUUUGUCCCGCACGCUUUCAUUCUCAUUAGCCUUACCAACUCCAAGAUCAGCACAUGAAAUUUUCAACUUUUUCUUGAAUCGCGCAUUUCAGCUAAAGAGGCCGAAGAGGCUAGUAUUGACUCGUUCUUCAUCUGAU